Messenger RNA from Erpetoichthys calabaricus (reedfish), 1752 nucleotides. It is a transcript of the gene retreg2, whose product is annotated as reticulophagy regulator family member 2. Bases 53 to 1714 code for a protein of 553 amino acids. Lineage: Eukaryota; Metazoa; Chordata; Cladistia; Polypteriformes; Polypteridae. The record is from RefSeq and is a predicted model, not a curated record. The transcript is spliced from 9 exons.
CUUCCUUCCUGGCAGCGGAGCUCUCGCACAAUAACAAGCGUGCCGUGGCAAGAUGGCGAGUGAGGAGGAAGCUGGAGCUCCAGCCGAGGUCAUCCCGCUUUCUUUCUCCUCCUCCGCUUCUCCCGGUGGUGUCAGUGGCUUGGAUGCCUUGUUCCCAGCCGGUGAAGAGAGCCCGGAGUUGCGGCGUCUGCGCGAGAGUCUGCAGGCGCUGCUGGGCCGCUAUGAGCCGCUGGUGCUAUGGUUGCAGCGACUGCUGGUGUGGGAGAGGCCGCUGCACAGCAUCCUCCUGGCUUGCGCUCUCAACGGCGUCUUCUGGCUCCUCUCUUCCACUCCUCUCAGGCCUUUCUUCUUACUGAGUUUGUCCAUGUUGGGAAUAGUAUUAAUGGAGAGGUGGAAACACAAUCUGCUCCCCAUCAUCAUAGCUCAACCUCAAGAAGAUUCUGCUCAAGAAAGGGAAAGUGUGGUUGACCAUCCUCAGCUCCUUAGUGUACCUGAAUUGUGCCACCAUCUGGCUGAGAGUUAUUUGACUUUUAAUCUUUAUGCUCAAGAGAUGAUCCAGUACAAGAGGCAGAACCCUGGCAAGUUCUGUGCCUUUGUCUGUGCUGGAUGUUCUUUAUUUGCUGUAACUGGUCACUACAUACCAGGAAUCAUGAUCUCAUACAUAAUAUUGCUAAGCGUACUCCUGUGGCCUUUGGUUGUGUAUCAUGAGCUAAUUCAGAAGAUGUAUACAGCUCUUGAGCCUGUGCUUAUGAAGUUAGACUACAGUAUGAAGGGUGGUGCACAGCAUCGCAAACACGAGAAAAAAAAAAUAAAAAAAGAGCCUGAAGGAGAAGACGAACCAAUGGCCGAAACAGAAAGUGACAGUGAAGAAGAGUUGUCCUGUUUCUCACCAACUGUGGAUGUGAAAACAACUGCUUUGGCCUUAGCCAUUACUGAUUCAGAAUUAUCUGAUGAAGAAGCUUCUAUUCUUGAAAGUGGAGGAUUUUCAGUGUCUAGAGCAACUACUCCACAGCUUACUGAUGUGUCUGAAGAUCUUGAUCAGCAGAGCAUAAAUAGUGAACCUGAAGAAACAUUUUCAAAAGACUUGCCAGAGUUCCCCUCAAUGGAUGAGUAUGUGUCAAAUGAGCAAGGCUGUGUCCAGACAGUUUGUGGAAAGGAGGAGGAGGAAGACAGAACAGAUGGAGGAAUUGGGGUUCCUCUGCAUCCUCAUAUUGAUGAACCAAGUGACUCAGAGUCAACUGUUGCUAGCUUUCUUGUUCAGAGACUGGCUUCCCCGCUUCAUUUUGUUAAUACACAUUUCAAUGGACAUAGUAGGCCUGUUGAAGGUGAAUAUCAGCAAGUAGGAUCAACAGGUCUUGGUCUAACUCUUGAAGCACUAAGCGAGGAAAUUGUUAGUAAUGCAAUUUCUGCUGUGGUCCAGAACACAUUGUCAGCUCUACUUCGUUCGUCUGAAGAUAGUGAAGGACCCUCUAUAGCAGAGUUUUUGCCCCAGGAGUCCCAGGAGAAUCUCCUUUCUCAUAUGUCAGAGACUGAGUUAAAGAGGGAGAAAGAAGCAACAUCCAUUGAGGAAGAGGACUUUGAGCUUCUAGACCAGAAGGAGCUGGAGCAAAUGGACACAGAGCUUGAAUUGUAUGUGCACAACAAUCCAGCAGAACAGGAACUUUCCUUUGAUAACAAUGCACUUGACCAAGUGUCUAAAGGCAAAGAGUGUUAGCUAACUAGAAAACACUAUAAACUGAAGCGCUUAGAUUU